AUGGUGUUGGCUCACGGAGCUCUGGUUGAGCACGAUAUCCCAGAUGAUGAGGAUAACGCCGAUUCUAGGUCCCGAACUCGGUCCAGAUCACGUCGUUCCACCAUCGAUCAGCUCGUGAUCACUCCACUGGGCCGGUUGCUCUCCGAUCUGCCUGUUGAUCUUGCCAUCGGCCGAAUGUUAAUUAUGGCGAGCCUUUUUCGGUGCUCCGAACCCGUACUUACCCUUGCCGCCGGGAUGGCUGUUCCCUCCCCACUUUCCAGCAUUACUUCUUUGCGCACAAGCAGUGAGGCCAGUGGUAAUUUGCAGCAGACUAGGCUGCAACGUGCAGAAGCCCUAGAGGCCUACGAGAGUGACAACGGUGACCCAUUCACCGUUUCAAAUAUUUUCGAUGAAUGGAUUAUGGUGCUUCUCUUCUUACUUGAUCCAUUUCUUUUUCCUGCAUUAGAGUGGUUUUUACAAAAUUUGCAUUGA
Molecule: messenger RNA, 471 nt
Organism: Protopolystoma xenopodis
Lineage: Eukaryota; Metazoa; Platyhelminthes; Monogenea; Polystomatidea; Polystomatidae
Source: the annotation of a GenBank genome assembly